This is a messenger RNA of Pogoniulus pusillus (Red-fronted tinkerbird), 5794 nucleotides long. It is a transcript of the gene THSD4, whose product is annotated as thrombospondin type 1 domain containing 4. Gene Ontology annotation, biological process: proteolysis; extracellular matrix organization. The transcript has 19 exons. NCBI's taxonomy places the organism in Eukaryota, Metazoa, Chordata, Aves, Piciformes, Lybiidae. The record is from RefSeq and is a predicted model, not a curated record. Gene Ontology annotation, molecular function: metalloendopeptidase activity. Gene Ontology annotation, cellular component: extracellular matrix. Bases 552 to 3707 code for a protein of 1051 amino acids.
CUUGUCGACCUCGCCGAGCCCGGCGUGAGUGAGUGAGCGCUGGUGAGGGACGGCCGGACGGCCGGGCGUGCCCGGGAGCGCCCCGGCCGGCUCCGCGGGGCGCCGCUAAUUGGCGCGGCCGCCAGGUGGCAGCAGGCCCAGGGCGGCGUUGUCGCUGCGCGGGAGGCCGGCGGGAGCGAGGGGAGAGGCUGUGCUUCAGUCCCCGAGAACCUGCCUCGGAGCCUGCGGGGCGACCUGCAGCCGCGCUCCGGCACUCCCGGUGGAGGGGCCUCCGCCUCCCAUGCGCCGGAGGCCGCGCGUGUGCCAGCUCUCUCGCCCCCGCCGCAAGGAGAGUGCCUCGUCGUGGGGCGUGCGGACGGGACGUGCGCCGCGAGGGACGCCGGCGCGGAGCUGCGCGGUGAGGUGAGGCGAGGCGAGCAAGGCCUGGCCGCGCCCGCGGAGGCAGAGCUCCGAGGGAGAGCCCUGCGCCAGGAUUUGGGUGUGAUUGGUGUUGUGCUGGUACCACAGCGAAGAGGUAUUUUUCACUUCAAGACAUCUUGUGUUAAAGGAUCAUGGUAGACAGUUUAAUAGUUUCUUUGAGACUUCUCAGUUCUCUAGCAGUGCUGGGAUUUCAGUUUGUCAUCCCACAGCCUUCAAUUGAACACAGAAAGGUCCCUCAGAGGAUAGAAGACCAAAGGGAUGCACCUGAGGAUAAGGGUUCAGGAAUCCCAGGCAUGUGGGGAAGUUGGGGCCCCUGGUCUGCCUGCUCUCGGAGCUGCAGUGGGGGUGUGAUGGAGCAAACACGGCCCUGUCUUCCAGCCUAUUACCGUGAGAGGGGAUACCGCAGGGCAGGGCAGCAGUACCCGGCCUCUGAAAGAGCUCCUGCUCAUCAGAAUUCCCACCACCAUGAGGACUCGCUGGCUCCUUAUCCAGGCCAUGUCAUUUCUGCCAUCCGUACAUCUGUGCCCCUGCACAGGAAUGAAGAGCAGCUUUGGGCUGGCCUCCGGUCCUCGGCGUUUUCAGAAGGCCACAAUAACAGCCACCUGAGCAGAGCAGCGCUGAGGGGCAGCAGGCAUUCUCAGACCCAGAGGCAGAAUGCCAAGCCAGAAAAGAGAAGCAGAAACAGAAAUCCUAUUGGUCCAGGAAAAUAUGGAUAUGGGAAAGUGCCAUACAUUUUACCUUUACAAACUGAUACUGGUCAGCAGCCACAGAAACUUCGGAGGCAGCGACAGUCGUCAAGGACCCAUGUAUUUCAUCAGAGUCCAAGUCUCAUGAACGCUUACAACCAGGCAGCUAAUCCUUCACUUCAACAUGGGAAUCUUUAUCAAGAAGAAACUGGGCCUCAGGUUGGCCAUCAAGUGCUGGGAUCCUCAGUUUAUCAGUCAUCUUCGUUUCCUGUAUCUCAAAGCCUGUUUCAAAGCAGUGACUCAAACCAUCAUGGAUCUGUGUCACACCAGGCAGUUCAGCAUCAGCCCCAGCCUCAAAGAGCUGCAGCAAUUGUGUGCAUUGGCACCUACAAGCAAUAUAAACUCUGCAACACAAAUAUGUGUCCUGAAAGCAGCAGAAAUAUUAGAGAGGUACAGUGUGCAUCCUACAAUAACAAGCCAUUUAUGGGUCGAUUUUAUGAAUGGGAACCUUUUGCAGAAGGAAUGAAAGUAUACAAAGCCUGCUCUGACAGGUAUAUGAUUUGCUCUGUACAGUAUUGCAACAGUGUUUCAGUUAAGGGAGGUCAGAAGUGUGAGCUGAAUUGCCGUGCAAUAGGCUACAGAUUUUAUGUGAGACAAGCUGAAAAGGUGAUAGAUGGAACACCCUGUGACCAAAACGGCACUUCAAUCUGUGUGGCAGGGCAGUGCAAGAGCAUUGGCUGCGACGACUAUCUGGGUUCAGACAAAGUGAUUGACAAGUGUGGAAUAUGUGGAGGGGACAACACUGCUUGCAAGGUUGUGUCUGGAGUUUUCAAACACACGCUAACAAAUCUUGGCUAUCACAAGAUAGUGGAAAUUCCUGAAGGAGCUACUAAAAUCAACAUUACUGAGAUGUCAAAGAGCAACAACUAUUUGGCACUGCGGAGUCGAUCAGGACGGUCCAUCAUCAAUGGGAACUGGGCAAUUGAUCGACCUGGGAGAUACGAAGGUGGCGGGACAAUGUUCACUUACAAACGCCCCAAUGAAAUCUCCAGCACUGCAGGAGAGUCAUUUUUAGCUGAUGGGCCCACAAAUGAAGUCCUUGAUGUCUAUAUGAUACAUCAGCAGCCUAACCCAGGUAUACAUUAUGAGUAUAUUAUUCCAGGAGACAAUGUCAUCAGCCCUCAGUUGCUUGCUCACAGGAGGCCAGGGGAGCCAUUGAAUGGCCAGUUAGGAAUGCCAGAAAGUACAAAUCAAGAGGAUGAGGAUUUGCACAGGGAGACAGACACUCUCACUGGACACUUAGCUGGAACUUUUCCAGUUAUUCAGCCAGGAAGAUUUCCUUCUCAUCAGCCAGAAAACCUGGUGCCUGCUGUACAACCACCAAGACAAAACCGAGAACACAACUGGAAACAGAUUGGAAAAACUGAGUGCACUACUACAUGUGGGAAAGGGUCUCAGUACCCAGUUUUCCACUGUGUCAACAGAAUCACACAUGAGGAGGUACCUGAUGGUUACUGUGACAGCAGUACCAAACCCAUCCCAGAAGAGGAGGCGUGCAACCUCUUCCCAUGUCCAGCUUUCUGGGAUAUAGGGGAGUGGUCUGAGUGCAGUAAAACAUGUGGGCUUGGUAUGCAGCAUCGACAGAUCUUAUGCCGGCAAAUAUAUGCCAAUCGUACCUUGACAGUUCAGCAGUACCGCUGUCAGCACCUGGAGAAACCAGAGACAACCAGCACUUGCCAGCUGAAGAUCUGUAGUGAAUGGCAGAUUAGGACAGAGUGGACUUCAUGUUCAGUGCCCUGUGGAGUGGGGCAGAGGACUCGGGAUGUGAAGUGUGUCAGCAAUCUUGGAGACGUUGUUGAUGAUGAGGAAUGUAACAUGAAGCUACGGCCAAAUGAUAUUGAGAACUGUGACAUGGGUCCCUGUGCUAAGAGCUGGUUCCUUACAGAGUGGAGUGACAGGUGUUCUGCAGAAUGUGGUGACGGAAUCCGCACACGAUCAGUAGUUUGUAUGACAAACCACAUUAGCAGUUUGCCUCUAGAAGGCUGUGGCAAUAACAGACCCUCCGAAACAACAACCUGUAAUAAUGGACCCUGUGCUGGUAAAGUGGAGUGGUUUGCUGGGGGCUGGACCCAGUGCUCUACUGAAUGCGGUAGUGGAACUCAACAGAGAGAAGUCAUUUGUGUUAGGAAAACUGAAGGUAAUUUUGAUGUUUUGAAUCCUCAUGAGUGUUCAUAUUUGGAAAAACCUCCUGGCCAACAAUCCUGCUACCUCAAACCCUGUGGAUCUAAGUGGUUUCAUACAGAAUGGAGCACAUGUUCCAAAUCCUGUGAAGGAGGAUUUCGGGUUCGAGAGGUACGAUGUCUAUCAGAUGACAUGACAGCCAGUACUCAGUGUGAUCUACAGCUUAAACCUGAAGAAAAAGAACCAUGUAACACACAAGAUUGUAUCCCUGAAAUAGAUGAGAACUGCAAAGAUAAAUACUACAAUUGCAAUGUGGUGGUUCAGGCCCGGCUCUGUGUCUACACCUAUUACAAAACAGCCUGUUGUGCAUCCUGUACACGUGUGGCAAACAGACAGUCAGGGUUUCUAGGACGUAGAUAACAAAUACUCUUCUAUGCAUAGCAGCAAUGUUGGUCUUUGGAUGGAGCUUGAACAGUGUUACUGUUUCGACUGCAGCAGAUUUUAGUUUCUCAAAGGUGGUUUCAUUUAUUUCUGAGUACAUCAAGACUAUGGUUAAAUAUCACACCCUUUCAGUUUCAGUCAUUGUGCAGUUAUCUUUUUUUUUUUAUGUUUUAAAACCAUGAUCUUUUAAAGCAUUGAAUUUUAAUGAUACUGUUCUUUGCACUUGCUAAUCAGGUAAUUAUUUGAAGAACAUAUAAGCCCUAGUAUUGGGAAAUGGAUGAAAACUAAAGCAGUCCUAGGCAAUUGCUGGGGGUAUUUGAUCAAUAUGGAUGCAGCUGCUGCAUUAUUUUCUGAGUACUUACUCUUACUUGGUAUUUUGGAAAUCAAAACACCUAAAUCAGUGAAACAUGCACACGAGAAAAAUGCCUUGAGAAGAAUCAGAUCCUUGAAUACCCAUUCAUCAUCAGUUUCUUAGCACUCCAACAUAUAUUUUUAAUUACUUCAGUCCAUUCGUAACAAAUUAGCGUCAAGCUUAAGCUCACUCAGUUGUACUUUUAACUAACUUCCUGUCCUCGGGCAGCAAAUAUAUAUACACUUGACUGCCAAAAGUGCCUUUAUAUUUAAUUCAUAAACUCUUGAAGGUAUGCUCUUCUAAUUUUGUGUGGAUUUUAAAAUACAUUACCUACCAGAGUGCCACUAGUGUCUAGCCCUUCAAUUCUUCUAACAACUGCAGCUGUCAGUGAGACAGAUGUAAUGGAAAGGUGAAAAGACUUUGCUGGUAUAAAGAAAUUGGCAAGGUCUCUUUCCUGUAGGGCAGUUAUUUCAGUGAUCUGGUAUCUUGCCUAAUGUCUUGUCUCUGCCCUAUUGCCUAGCAAGUGCUGUACCAAAGUAUUUUGUCCAGACCUAAUCAGGACAUGUCACCAGUUUCUGAAAACCACCAAAGGGCACAGGACUCUGUGCUUUGUAGUUGCUUGGUAUGAGUGUAGCAGCUAAACAUCUCUAAAAAUGAGAUUUUAGCUGUCUACAUCCUUCAGGUUUUGAUCAGUUGUUACAACAGACUUGUCUUUUUUAGACAAUGUUUCAUCCCACCGAUCUAUUCAUAUCACUGUUUUGUUACUACUCAAGAAUGGUUCCAGACUUAGAGAUGAAUUUAGAUGGUAAUUUUUCAUUUCUGCAAUUACUGUACUCAGCUUUGGGAUUUGCUAAAAGCAAAUAGAAUUAAUAGAAUGCGCUAUGUAGUGCAGAUGAAAGUUUUUUCAUUGUCUGUACAUUCGCUAGCCUUUAUCUGCGAGGUCUUGCAAAUGUGUAAAUAAAGCUGAGGGGAAAAGUAAAUGCUUAUUCAGCUGUUUAUUACAGCAUAUUGCUUGUAAAUCAGUGAUCCCCAAAUAUGCAUCUAUUUCUAAGGUGCCUGUUGUGUGAGUUGAAGAUCAGUUUUAAUAAUCUGUGUUAAAUCACUCCCAGUGAUGUGAUGUAACAGUGGUUAAAGUGUCCCGUUACAAAUGAAGAGCCACAUGUGAGCCUCAUUAUGUGUUAUUUUCUUCUUACUGCUUUAGUGGAGAGGAAUUGAGAUUAGGACACUGGGAGGCAGAGGCCGCUGCAUGUCAUACUGGUCACAUCAGUUUGUGUGAUGGAAGUGACAGGAACACCUUUAAGUCUAAAAGCUGCCUUGAAUUGAGACAAAUGUUGUAAUUUUUAGUUCUGUCACUCAUGAAAAAUACAUUUUCAACAUGACGAGCUACUACAAUUUGGCUAAGUGAAAUGAAAAGUUUCCCCUAAAAUUCAAAGUUACUCUCUGUGACUAUAAACAAAUAACUCCAUUGGCUGUUUCUCUACACCUUGAUUUGGGCUUUUUCAAUUAAUUGAAACAAAGCUGUUAGAAAUGCUAGUUAGAAAACAUUUUGUUUGAUUUCAUGAAUCUUUCACAGUACUAUUCUCUUGCAUUUUGAAGAUGUAUCCAUCAAGAUAACUUACAGAUUUGUGAUUAUAUUAUCCAAAGAAUGAUGUGGAGAAAGUGCAGCAUAAACAGCUCUGGAAACCAGUUGUUGUAAAUAGACAGUUUCAUCUGA